UAUAAAUUAAAUGGAAGGAAUUCAUCUUAGCAACAAGGAAGCAGACUUUUUCCAAAAAGUAUUCACACUUGUGGCCAAAGAGAAUGCUAAUGUGGCAGGAGAGUUAGUUAGGGUGGUCUCUGCAGAGGAAUUGAAGAGGGUGUUCAUGACUAGUGGGAUUUCAAAUGAGAUUUUGGCACAGGUAUGGAGGCUCUGAGUUGGAAAGAAGAGGGUUUUGGCAAGAGAAGGGUUUUUUAAGGCUCUCAAAUGUAUUGCAGUAGCCCAGAAGAAUGAGAGUCUUGAUGAUAUAGCAGUGUAUUUGAAGGAGGAGUUCUCUCUGCCAGUCUUUGAGGACGAAGACAUACAGGAACUCAUGCCUAAUGUUAUCCCGAGGAUGGUGAAAGAGCCGGUAGAAGAGGAGGUCAGGAUGUGUAGAGAUUCAGAUGAUUCUGAAUCCGAAGAAGAGUUUGUGGGAGUUAGUGGCAAAAUUGAAGAAGAGAAAAUUGAGAUUUACGAUAGACCUAGAAGUAAUACUUUUUCAAAAAGUUCGAGAAUUGGGGUAGAAGAAAGUAAAGCUUCAUCAGGACUCCAUAUUUCUGUCCCUUGAUUUGACAUAGUAAGACAAGGAUGGCUAGGAAUAAAUAGCUACACUCUGUACAAAAUUGUCACAACUGCACACAAUUUCCCACCUCUCAAGAAUGAUGAAUAUGUAGUCUGGAGAAGAUUUAGCGAUUUUGAAUGGCUUCAUAAUUUAAUAACUCAAACUAAUUCAUUUGAGGGAUUUGUUCUACCGAAAUUACCAGAAAAGCCUUAUUUCCAGAGACAAAAUGAAGAGUUUUUUAAGACAAGGAAGAACAGCUUAGAGGGAUACAUAAAGACCCUGGUAUCUCACCCUUCUCUCAAUAAUUCAGAACCAAUCCAUCAUUUCCUGACAGAGCAGGAUGAAGACAAAUUCAAUAGCCUAAUGCAAAAAGAGGCAUCAUCAUGGAAAGAUAGUAUAUAUAGUUAUGCUUUAAAAGUGAAAAACUUUGAUGUCGACCGCUUUGUGACAAAUAUUGGUCAAUAUUUUGAUUCUGAGGAACCAAAACACUUUCGACUGGACAAGAAAUAUCUCACUCAAAUUGACCAUCUGUUUGAUUACGAAACUCAGUUGGAGAAUUUAGUCGAUUCCAUUUUAGAAAAUCACAAAACUAACCACGAGAUUAGCGAUAAGAUGAGUAAGGUAGCUCUGAGGUUGGAAAAAUAUCGGAUGGAUACAGAGCAAAGGCAGCUAACUAAAUUGUUCACCAAAGGGAAUACACUGAGUGACGAGUAUAUAGAUGACCUUGAUGACCUACCACUGAGUAAGGUAGACUCAAGGGAGACUAUUGAUGCUGCCAAAGAUUACGACAAAAUUGAACGGCUCCCAUUCCUGAAGAAUAUAUUUCCUGCCUUAAUUGCAGGAGCCACAGCUAAUAAGGCUGUUACUGAGAAUUGGAAGGAGCUUCAUACUGAUCUGCAAGCUCAGUUGUAUAAAGUGAAGGGACUGAGAGAGACACUACAAAGAAGGAGUACUGUAAUAGCUGCUUAUAAGACAAAUAUCAUUGUAUUGAACAAGAAGAAGCUGAAAAUUUCCUCUUCAUAUAAUUUUGAAAACCUUCAGCCUGAGAUUGAUAGCUUAGAGAGGGAAAAUAAAGAUCUUGAAAAGAAAAUUGAGACCAUUAAUAAAGCUCUAUGUGACGAUCUUUUUAAAUUCACCCUCAACCAGAACAUCAAGACUAUUUUAGAAAAAUUCCUUGAGCGUAAUAUAAAAGAAGUCAGUAAAGGUGUUAAAAAGGUAGCGUCUCAGUCAUCCAGACUAUCUGAUAAAUAAAUAUUAAACUCAACUUCUCAUC
This is a messenger RNA of Moneuplotes crassus, 1853 nucleotides long. The record is from the annotation of a GenBank genome assembly. NCBI's taxonomy places the organism in Eukaryota, Ciliophora, Spirotrichea, Euplotida, Euplotidae.